This is a messenger RNA of Microtus oregoni (creeping vole), 805 nucleotides long. It is a transcript of the gene Il22ra2, whose product is annotated as interleukin 22 receptor subunit alpha 2. Gene Ontology annotation, molecular function: protein binding; interleukin-22 receptor activity. Bases 1 to 696 code for a protein of 231 amino acids. The record is from RefSeq and is a predicted model, not a curated record. Lineage: Eukaryota; Metazoa; Chordata; Mammalia; Rodentia; Cricetidae. The transcript has 5 exons.
AUGAUGCUGAAGCUUUACUUUCUAGGCUUCCUCAUCAAGUCCCUCCUGACCGUUGGAAUAGAAACUCAGCCGGCCUAUGGAUCUCUGAAGCCUCGGAACGUCCAGUUUCAGUCCAGAAAUUUCCACAACAUUUUGAGAUGGCAGCCAGGGAGCUUCCUCACUGGCAAUGGCAGCAUCUACUUUGUGCAAUACAAAAUGUAUGGGCAGAGACAAUGGAAGAAUAAAACGGACUGCUGGGGGACCACAGCGCUCUUCUGUGACCUGACCAAUGAAACAUUAGACCUGUAUGAGCCGUACUACGGGAGGGUGAUGACAGCCCGGGCUGGGAGCUACUCUGCCUGGAGCAUGACACCCCGCUUCACCCCGUGGUGGGAAACAAAGCUGGACCCUCCCGCCGUGACUAUGGUCCCAGUUAACGGAUCUUUGCUGGUGCUUCUCCGUGCCCCAGAGCUGCCGUACAGAAACCGAAAGGGAAACAAUACAUCUACAGAAAAUUACUAUAACUUGGUAUACCGAGUUUUCUUAUUUGACAAUUUGUUAGAAAAGGAGCAAAAGGCCUAUGAAGGAACUCAGAGAACUGUUCAAAUUGAAGGUCUGACUCCUCGCUCCGGUUACUGCAUAGUGGCGGAAAUAUAUCGGCCCAUGUUAGGCAGAAAAAGCCCGAGAAGUGAGCAAAGAUGUGUGCAGAUUCCAUGAGCUGGUCUGAGGCGCUGUGCAGUGCCGAAACCAAACACAUAUUGAAGAUGGGAUGGCUUGUGCCUGCAACAGCUUGCUGACUUCUGUUUCUGUUUUCUUAGCGCAAUGC